AUGGCAACAUUUCUAUUACAUCGGAAACAACCAUUAAAUCGCAAACAACGUUUAUUGGAAUAUAUUAAAAUACAAGAAAAAUCAAAAGAAUUAGAAAUCGAAAAAGAAAUUGAAGCAGUAUUCGAAAAAUUGGUAUCAGAUCCGGACGGUGAAUCAAAAGCUUCUAAAAUUGGCCCAAAAGAAGUUAAAACCACCACUAAACGAGAACACCAGGAGACAAAUCCAAACAACAGCGACAGUCCACCAGCGAAGAAACCAAAACUUGUAGAAUUACCAACUCAACAACUCAAGGAAUACUCGGAGAAAUUUAAUUCUGUAGUUGAACAAGCAGAAAUUCUUCAUAAACAACUCCAGGAUGUGGCCGAACAAGGAAUCAUUGUUUGUGAAGAUGCAGAUGUUGCCUAUGAAGAUGUCAAGACCGUUGUGGAAAGAGAACAUUCACCAGUUCCAGAAAUGAAGAUGAAACAGUCUGAUAAAAAACCAAUCAAGAAAAUUCUCCAUAUUACUGGUGAUUCCACUCUGGAAUAUUACGAAGAAGAAACAACCGAUGAUUUUGAUCUUGCCAACGAAGAAAAAGAAAAUUCCCCAAUUAAAGAAAAGAAGAAGAAACGCCGAUCUUCCAAGAAAUCUACAAAGGAACAUGUUCAUAUUACAGGCGAUUCACCAUCUUUGGAGGAUUACGAAGAGGAAGAAUCAUCAUCUGGAAAAUCAUCACCCGUUUCUGACAUCAGUAAUCAAUCUCAAGGUUCACUUGAUUGCUAUCCCCGUGAAUCCGCCGUCAAUCCAGAGUACAUGGUUAUUGGACCCAACGAAACUCACAUCAGCAAAUACGAUUUCAAAAAUAUCGACUGGAAUCUUUCGGCUCCAAUUGUAACAAGGAAACUUCUGUUGCAUAUUUUUGGACGAGAAAUUCUCUCGACGCAUAGUUUAACUGGAAAACCAUCACCCGCCUUCCUCAACGUCAACAAGCCACUCAAGAAGCCUUUGGAUGCAAAUAAGGUUGCUGACAUUAUUUACAUUGUGACAAAUAAGAUGAAUGUCAAGCCUAAGGAAGUUCGCCUGGCAAUUACUAGUAAGUGUGCUGAUGAACAAAAGAUGCGAAAAACUCGAUUGUCAAAAUAAAUAGCCUAAGGAUGAAUAUCAACAGUAGUUUUAAGUCCAUUCCAAGAAGUCCGUUCAAAUGUAUCCAGCAAAUGUA
Messenger RNA from Episyrphus balteatus (marmalade hoverfly), 1198 nucleotides. RefSeq names its product early boundary activity protein 1-like. Gene Ontology annotation, cellular component: nucleus. The record is from RefSeq and is a predicted model, not a curated record. The transcript has a single exon. Gene Ontology annotation, molecular function: DNA binding; transcription corepressor activity. NCBI's taxonomy places the organism in Eukaryota, Metazoa, Arthropoda, Insecta, Diptera, Syrphidae. Bases 1 to 1122 code for a protein of 373 amino acids. Gene Ontology annotation, biological process: positive regulation of neuron differentiation; negative regulation of Notch signaling pathway.